AUGGCUCAUAGAUACGAACGAGUUCAAACAGACGACCAUGGAGACGCCCGCGCUGCCGGUGUUCCGACCUCCCCUCCACCGUCCUUCCGAUCCAGGCCGGAAUCCCCAAUCUCACCCGUCGAACCUACCGAGAAUACUGCCCUCGCCGAUUCUUUCGACUCCAGCGACGAUGAAGAUGACGAUCUGAGAAGUCAUAACAGGGGUCGGGGAGCGGCACAGGAGACCGUACAUUAUGAAAGUGCUUUGCCGUAUAUUGCGCCCUCAUCUUCUACACCAACACCCCAGCCGACGACAUCGACAACACCUUCGGGAGCCGCGAUGAGGCGAGUGAUUGGGAACUCGAGCAAUGAUGGGGUCUUUGCCAACCUUAGUGCCAAACCGUCCGUUAGGACCGAGAAGCCUCUUGAAGAGCAUCCACCGAGCUACGAACAAGCCGCCGCCGAUGCGACCCCCCCGUAUUGGGAAACCACGAUCCUUGCUCCCGGAAUGUCCCCGGACGAAGUCUUUAUUGAUGGUCUCCCUGUCGGUUCAGUCUUUGCCUUCGUCUGGAAUGCAUUAAUUUCUCUGUCCUUCCAAUUUAUCGGUUUCCUUCUCACUUACCUUCUCCAUACUACCCACGCUGCCAAAAACGGUUCCCGAGCUGGCCUCGGUAUCACCCUUGUCCAAUAUGGUUUCUAUAUGCGCGGCUCGGCUUCCGACAGUCCAGCACCGCCAGCAGAUGGUGGGCCCGGAACACCAGAGUCUACGCCAUCAGACCCGAAUUCGUACGACUUCAACUCAGGAACUCUACCAACCGACGUCGUUGCUGCGGCCUCUUCCACUUCCUCGUCGGAUGCAAUUACUGGCAAUGAGUGGUUUAGCUACGUCCUCAUGGUCGUUGGAUGGUUUAUUCUUAUACGAGCGGUCGCAGAUUUCCUGAGAGCAAGGAGGACAGAGCAACUGGUUCUUGCAAGUCCAGAUCGGGGACUCGGUGUUGCUGUGAUCGCUGAGGGAGAAAACCCAGAUCGAUCUGUAUAG
Molecule: messenger RNA, 1017 nt
Organism: Orbilia oligospora ATCC 24927
Lineage: Eukaryota; Fungi; Ascomycota; Orbiliomycetes; Orbiliales; Orbiliaceae
Exons: 4
Coding region: 1-1017 (338 amino acids)
Biological process (GO): metal ion transport; vacuolar transport; positive regulation of protein ubiquitination
Cellular component (GO): Golgi apparatus; perinuclear region of cytoplasm; endoplasmic reticulum
Source: RefSeq, a predicted model, not a curated record